Messenger RNA from Prosopis cineraria, 2203 nucleotides. Its product is annotated as adenine nucleotide transporter BT1, chloroplastic/mitochondrial-like. The coding region runs from base 444 to 1712 and encodes 422 amino acids. Gene Ontology annotation, biological process: transmembrane transport. Lineage: Eukaryota; Viridiplantae; Streptophyta; Magnoliopsida; Fabales; Fabaceae. The record is from RefSeq and is a predicted model, not a curated record. The transcript has 3 exons.
GCUCUUAGGAAGAUGAGGAUAGUGAAAUGUUUAGGCCUCUGAUGCUGAGGUCCCAACAAUGAAUAUGCCAUUUCAGGUCGAACUUCUCAAAGCCAUCCAUAGGACUUGCCUCUCUGAAUCAUUCCGCAACGAUGACAACUCCCCUUGUCCUUAGCGUUUUCUGUAACCUAAGCCUUUGAAAUUCAAGUCAUACAUAUAGCGUUGAGCAUCGCGCCAUAUCUUCCUCUUCCUUCUCUCUCGUCUUCAUCACUCUGGAGGCAGAGAUUCUCCAGAAAGCAUGCCAUUCAAUUCACGGCAAUCAAAUGCUUCUCUAGAAACAUCAGUUUCUACGCUUGAAAUUUGAAACCAUCUUCUACACUUUUUGUUUACACUCGCGAAGCUUCGAUUUCUUUUGAGAAGUGGUUCUGCGGAUUGGUAACUUCUUGCAAAUAACGUAAGAUUUGAUGGGUGGAGGUAUGCAGAUGAUGCUUGAAGGUGUCGAAUCUGGAAACAAAGAUGUAGCAAUAUGUUCUUCAGGAAUCAAGUUCGUAUGGAAUAAUUGUCGAGAGGCUAAUUCUCAUUCCACUGGCUUAUUUGCAAGCAUUGGUCAAGCAGGAUUUGGAUUUGGUAUUCCACCGAACCCUCCAGCUGCUAGAGAGAGUGGAAAAACCUUCACGCUGGCAAAUUCAUCCAUGAAAUUCGUUUCAAUGCCUGAAGCCAGAUUUCGAACGGGUCUGUUUCCGCGAUUGUCGCUGGGAGGUAAUGACGACGACGACCUCGACGAUUCCUUUGAAAUUGAAGAUGAAGGUCUGGUGGUGAUGAAGAAGACAACAACGACGAAGACAAAGAGGAAUGGUCUAAGGUUGAAAUUGAAGAUUGGGAAUCCUUCGUUAAGGAGGUUGAUUAGUGGAGCCAUUGCUGGUGCAGUGUCAAGAUCUGCAGUAGCGCCAUUGGAGACUAUAAGGACACAUUUGAUGGUGGGACUCUCUGGAAAUUCUGCUCUUGAGGUUUUCCGUUCUGUAGUGGUAGCUGAUGGAUGGAAGGGCCUGUACAGGGGUAAUUUCGUAAAUGUAAUUCGUGUUGCCCCAAGCAAGGGCAUUGAGUUAUUUGUAUAUGAUACUGUGAAGAAGCAUUUGUCUCCUAAACCUGGUGAGCAGCCAAAACUUCCAAUUCCAGCUCCAUCAGUUGCUGGUGCUCUUGCUGGUGUUAGCUCGACUCUUUGCACAUACCCUCUAGAGUUGCUCAAAACUCGUCUCACUGUUCAGAGAGGGGUGUAUAAGAACUUUCUAGAUGCAUUUAUGAGAAUUAUUAAAGAUGAAGGUCCAGCAGAACUGUACAGAGGCCUCACCCCAAGUAUAAUUGGUGUGAUCCCCUUUGCUGCCACAAACUAUCUUGCUUAUGAUACACUGCAAAAAGCAUACAAGAAAGCUUUCAACAAGGAGGAAGUUGGGAAUGUGAUGACCCUUUUGAUUGGAUCAGCUUCAAGUGCAUUUUCAAGCACCGUGACGUUCCCACUUGAGGUGGCUCGCAAGCACAUGCAGGCUGGGGCUGUAAAUGGAAGACAGUAUAGCAAUGUGCUUCAUGCUCUUGUAACUAUACUUGAAAAGGAGGGCCCUGCAGGUCUGUACAGAGGAUUAGGGCCAAGCUGGUUAAAACUUAUUCCUGCUGCUGGUAUUUCUUUCAUGUGCUAUGAAGCAUGCAAGAAGAUACUUAUUGAGCAACAAGAAAUCUAACAGCUUCAAAUUCCUUUCACACUAUAGCUUGGUUUGAAUGGAGAGAAAAGUAAGAAGAAAAUAGAAAGGAAAGAAAACUAUAAGGAGAAGUUUUCAAAAAUAAUAUAUAUAUAUAUAUAUAUUUUUACCAUUUUUGAGAGUUUCCCUCCUAGUGUUUUUUCUCCCAAUUUUUCUCUCUAUCCGAACGAAAGGUACAAGUUUGAAGAGCUUAAGAAGGAAAAAUGUCUUCCAUAGUUGCAGAAUAGAUCACACGUUUGAAAAUUUUGAGGUGGAGUUUUUUUUUGCAAUUGUUAUUCACUGAUUAUAACUGAAUUUUUUUUUCCUUCGUUAAAAUAUUGUUCGAGGUAUCUCUCUGUACAUGGGAUCACAACUGGGCAAUUAAAUUAGAUCCUUUAUAUUUAAACAUUCAUGUAUGAGGACCGAUACACGAGGGAGUAAUACAGAAUAUGAUCGUGCAUUGGGCGUCCAUUAAUCUACUUGUUCACCUGUCA